AUGGCCACUGCAACCCUCGGACGCGACGACGCGUGGCACCAUGACGAGAAGAACGUCCCCGCCGACGUCGACGACAAGUCGGCCGUGGACCUCGGCCACCCCGACAACACGGAUACCAACAGCUCGAUCGACCUCGGCAACGAGCUGAUUGACACGUCCAAGAUUGACCUUGUGCUCACCAGGAAGAUGGCCCUCAUCAACAAGACGAUUGAUGAGAUUGGCAUCACUCCGUACCAGUGGAAGUUGUUCUUCCUCAACGGCUUUGGAUACGCGGCAGACUCGCUCCUCGUCUCGUGUCAGUUCAUCACCCAGCGCAACGUGAUCCAGGAGUUUGGCAACCCCAACCCCCCGCUGCAGGGCGUGUCGCUCGCGUCCCAGAUCGGCCUGCUCGCCGGCGCGGCGCUGUGGGGCUUCUCGGCAGACAUUAUCGGCCGCCGCCUGGCCUUCAACUCGUCCCUGUUCGUGUGCGCUGUCUUUGUGCUCCUCACCGGCGCCAUGCCAAACUACAUCUCGUUCUGCGCGUUCAUCGCCAUCUACUCGGCCGGCGCGGGCGGCAACUACAUCCUCGACGCGACAAACUUUAUCGAGUUCCUCCCCGUGUCCCACUCGUGGCUGGUCACGCUGCUCGCGGCGUGGUGGGCCAUCGGUUACAUCAUCACGGGCUUCUUCGCCUGGUGGUUCAUGAGCGACUACUCGUGCCAGCCGACAGCCAAGAUCUGUCUCAAGAAGGACAACAUGGGUUGGCGCUACCUUCACUUCACGGCCGGCGCCUUGUGCUUGAUCCUGGCGCUGAUCCGCGUGUUCGCCAUCAAGAUGCGCCACACGCCAAAGUACCUCAUCAGCAACAACCGCGACGAAGAGGUCUAUGAAGACCUCAAGGCCCAGGCACUCAAGUACAACCGCCCCUUUAGCCUCAAGCUCGAGCAGCUUCGGGCCUUGGGCGAGAUCAAGAACGCGCACAAGUCGCGCUGGUCGCUCACCCGCAUCAAGCACCACUUUACCGACCUCUUCCGUACCGUCAAGCUCGCCUACUCGACCACCGUGAUCAUCCUCAACUGGUUCUUCAUUGGCACCGUCUCCCCGCUCUACGGCGUCUUCCUGCCGUACUACCUCGCCUCGCGCAACGCCGACCUUGGAGGCAACACAAACUACUACACCUGGCGCGACUACGCCAUCAACCAAGUCAUGGGCUUCAUCGGCCCCUGUAUCGCUGCUGUUCUUGUCGAGCACAAGUGGCUCGGCCGCCGUGGCACCCUCGCCAUCUCCGCUGCUGCCACUACUGCUCUUCAGAUCGGAUACACGCAGAUCACGACCCCCGCACAGAACCUCGGCGUGUCUUGCGCCAUCUCGGUCGUGUCCAACAUCUACUAUGGCGUGCUGUACGCCUACACGCCUGAGAUUCUUCCCGCCGCCCACCGUGGAACCGGAUACGCCAUCUGUGUCAUUGUCAACCGCAUCGGCGGUAUCAUUGGCGUCGUGGUCGGCUCGUACGCCAACGUUAACACUGUUACGCCGCUCUGGGUCUGUGCUGGUCUCUACGGCGCCCUUGUCAUCACCAGUCUGGCCCUGCCGUUUGAGAGUAGGGGCAAGAGGACGGUCUAG
Messenger RNA from Vanrija pseudolonga, 1602 nucleotides. RefSeq names its product MFS siderochrome iron transporter 1. Gene Ontology annotation, molecular function: transmembrane transporter activity. Gene Ontology annotation, biological process: transmembrane transport. Bases 1 to 1602 code for a protein of 533 amino acids. The record is from RefSeq and is a predicted model, not a curated record. NCBI's taxonomy places the organism in Eukaryota, Fungi, Basidiomycota, Tremellomycetes, Trichosporonales, Trichosporonaceae. The transcript has 2 exons. Gene Ontology annotation, cellular component: membrane.